GUCAAGGCUAAUGGAUGGUACAAGGAUAGGGAGAAUGAAGUUGUCUUUGUGAUCUAGAGCUGUGGUCUAAAGGGGGAAGGUCUGCUACACCCCUUGUCCUUUGGAGGAAUAACUUUAGGAUGAUGGGAGUAGUGCAAGAUGGAAAAGGAGCAGAGUCCAUCUGGUGCCAUGUUUCUUCCCUUCAUCUAACCGACCUAAACCUAUGAUGAUGAAGUCCCCAUCUUAACAUGAAUGACACAAUCAAUGAAAAAAUAAAAUAAACCUGAUUUAUCAUAAUCAAGAUUUGUGAUGAAAGCAGAACAGGACGCCGGAUCUAUGUGUAAGACCCCAAGGAAACUUACGAAAAGGGCCAAAACCUGGGAGAUAUCCGACUCCGAGCCUGAGGAAGACCCCGCCGGCGUUGAGAAGGAUGACACCAAGGCUACAGAGUGGCCAAGAAGUAAUCAAAGAAGUCUUCAGGAGAAACCAGAAGCCGAUGAGAUGUCUCAGGAUGGAGGUGAGGAGGAAAGAGACUCUGAACCCUCUGCAGAGGUCCUUACAUCUACGUUACCGGCGCCACUACCUGCGACCACAACUCCCAGUCCGAAUAAAAGAACAAAGAGGAGAAAAAACCCAGAAGAACUGGAGGCUGAUAGGAUACGGUCAGAAGAACAAAAUAAGGAAAAAGAGGCCAAGAGGCUGGAGAAAGAGAGGAUCCGAAAUCUGGAGAAGGAGGAGAAGGAAAAACGAAAAGAGUCAGCCCUGGCACUCAAGCUCCUGAGACCGGAUCACUGUGGGAAGUACAUGACGGUCCAGCUUGAUGCAGCUCUUCUUCAGGAUGCCGGAUGUGAAGAUCUGCUGGACUCCCUGAGAACGGCCGGUUAUAAUUACUCCAUAGAGCCGCACUCCGCGCCCUACAGUGUCACUUGGAGGAGAGAGAUGCCGGGAGACUGGACGUGUGUGGAGGGUCUGGAGCUUUGCAGGGGAGAAGAAGAUGAAAUGCUGAUACUGGUGGACCCUAAAGAUUUUCUCACGAGUGUUCGCUGCUUCAUUCAGGCACCAGUGACCUCCAGCAAUACUGAAACCAUGGGGCCUGCGUUUGGAUUUGGCAAAAAGUACCCCAAUAAGAAGAUCACAUUGGUUAUUUUGGGACUCCCAGAAUACCGGAGAUGUCAGAGACUGUCUCACAAAAUGGAGAGACAUUCGCUGGAGGGGAAAGCGAGGCGUGACCUGGAAGACAGUUGGGUGACGUGGAGGCAGAUUGACGAGGCGCUUGUGUUUCUACAGCUGUAUUACAACAUGGAGGUGUUAAACCUGGAGACAUGGAAGCAGUUUGGGCAGCAUGUGUGCGCCGUGACGAAGAGUGUGGCUCAGCGCCCAUUUCGGAGACACUGGGAGGCUCAGUCGUACUCAUUCUGCACCUCCGCAGGGAGCUGGCGCGGGUGGGGUCCUCGGGGGUCGCUUACAGGUUUACCCUUGGUUUGGAGGAGACAAAUUCAGCAGUUGAACAGAGUUAGUCCAGCGAUGGCGGCGGCCGUAACUGAGGCCUAUCCUUCACCGCAGCUGCUUAUGCAGGCUUAUGCAGCGUGCAAUACAGAACGGGAGAAACUCUCUCUCCUUUCUGAUCUGCGGGUGCCACGUAACACAGGGGCCACGGAAGGUGAGGACCCGGACGACGAUGCCAGCAGCACCCUAGGUAAAGAGCCAGCCGCAGGGAAAGAGCGGCGAAUCGGUCCAGACAUAUCCCGGCGGAUCUGGCUAUUCAUGACUGCAACAAAUCCGGAACUGGUGCUGGAUCUGAACUCCUAGCACACGGAUCUGUAAUGAUGCAGAGGUGUCCGACAUUCCCCUCUGUAGGUACAAGGCUAUGCAAUUUAUUUGGUGCUUUUUUUUCUUUUUUUUUCUAUUCCCCUUUCCUCAAAACAAAUGUAAUUAAAAUAUAUAACUUAUGAAUAAUGUAGUUGUUCUGUGCCUGCCGGUC
This is a messenger RNA of Bufo gargarizans (Asiatic toad), 1960 nucleotides long. It is a transcript of the gene EME2, whose product is annotated as essential meiotic structure-specific endonuclease subunit 2. The transcript has 9 exons. Lineage: Eukaryota; Metazoa; Chordata; Amphibia; Anura; Bufonidae. The record is from RefSeq and is a predicted model, not a curated record. Gene Ontology annotation, molecular function: DNA binding; nuclease activity. Bases 289 to 1788 code for a protein of 499 amino acids. Gene Ontology annotation, cellular component: Holliday junction resolvase complex; nucleus. Gene Ontology annotation, biological process: replication fork processing; mitotic intra-S DNA damage checkpoint signaling; resolution of meiotic recombination intermediates.